AUGGUGAUGUCAUUGUGGUCAACGCAAAAGGAAAAAGUCAAGGGUGAAAUUGAAGGUGGAGGUGUAAAAGAUUCUAUCAUGGGUGCAAGUUUAAAUUCAUGUAAGAAGAGAUCAAUGUGUUUGGAAGAAGCUGAAAGUCUUGUUAAACAACGGCAAACUGUUAAAGCUGAAGCUCUUGGGCCUAAUCAUCAACUUCAUAAUCUUGUUGAUGUUCUUGAUGAGUCAAUGCUUCUUCAGUGGAAGGGUUUAGCUGAGAUAGCAAAAGACAGGCUCUUGUUGAUGAAGCAGCUGAACUUGUGGGCUCAUCUCAUUAAAAGAACCCAAAUUAUUAUAGUACCUACGCGAUCCGUUAUUUGCUGA
Lactuca virosa is the source of this 360-nucleotide messenger RNA. The record is from the annotation of a GenBank genome assembly. NCBI's taxonomy places the organism in Eukaryota, Viridiplantae, Streptophyta, Magnoliopsida, Asterales, Asteraceae.